UUCCCGCCAUUUCAUACCACAUCCAUUUCUGUGAAGUUAAAACAGCACCUGAUAAUGUCAUCCAACCCCAAAGUCUUCUUUGAUAUGACGGCCGGUGAUGCCUCGGUCGGCCGUAUUGUGAUGGAGCUCUACGCGGACGUGACCCCACGCACGGCUGAGAACUUCCGCGCGCUUUGUACUGGCGAGAAAGGCGUUGGGAAAUCUGGCAAGCCACUUCACUACAAGGGUUCGACCUUCCAUCGGGUUAUACCGAAUUUCAUGUGUCAGGGUGGGGAUUUCACUGCUGGAAAUGGUACGGGUGGUGAGUCGAUCUACGGAUCGAAAUUUGAGGAUGAGAAUUUUGUUAAGAAGCAUACGGGGCCUGGUAUCCUGUCAAUGGCUAAUGCGGGGCCUGGAACUAAUGGGUCGCAGUUCUUUAUCUGUACUGCUAAGACGGAGUGGCUGGACGGGAAGCAUGUGGUGUUUGGACAGGUUGUGGAGGGAAUGGACGUCGUGAAGGCUAUUGAGAAGGUGGGAUCUAGCAGUGGGAAGACGUCCAAGAAGGUUGUUAUCUCGGAUUGUGGUCAGCUUUAAGUUUUGAGAGUAAAUAAUGGAGGGUUGAAAUUUUGAGUUAUUUCUUUCUUCUUUUUUUUUCCUCGUGAGUUCGGUCGUAUUAAUAGCAAUUUUGGAGAUCUUGGACGGUUUUGAUUCA
Magnolia sinica is the source of this 691-nucleotide messenger RNA. Its product is annotated as peptidyl-prolyl cis-trans isomerase 1-like. Bases 55 to 573 code for a protein of 172 amino acids. The record is from RefSeq and is a predicted model, not a curated record. NCBI's taxonomy places the organism in Eukaryota, Viridiplantae, Streptophyta, Magnoliopsida, Magnoliales, Magnoliaceae. Gene Ontology annotation, molecular function: peptidyl-prolyl cis-trans isomerase activity. Gene Ontology annotation, biological process: protein peptidyl-prolyl isomerization; protein folding. The transcript has a single exon.